ACUUACAGCAGCUUCUAAUCCUAAGCUUCUCUUAACUAUUCUAUGCGCGCACCACUACUACUUCCUGGAUCUCGCGCGCCACUUCUACGAUGCAGCCGCCGCCGCGGAACCAGCCCAAACGCCGCCGGCUGCUCGCUCUCCCGGCGGUGUGCCCGUGCGAGGGCAUCGCGCCGGAGCCCCUGCUCGCCUCCCUCCUCUCCCUCGCGGCCGACGUGGCGAGCCGCAGGGCCAGCGACGCCCCGGUGCUCCGCCGCGCAGUCCGCCAGGCGGUGCGCCUCGCGGGCCUCCUGCUCGCGUUCCUCGAGGAGGUUCGGGACGCGGCCACGUCGACGCUGCCCUUCUCCGCCGUGCUCGGCCUCACGGAGCUGCACGUGGCCAUGCAGAAGAUGAGGUUCCUCCUCACGGACUGCGCGCGGCGGGGCGCGCGGCUGUGGGUGCUCGUCAACGCCAGACAAAUAGCGUCCGAGCUCAGGCUGUGUCUCGGGUCCGUCGCCGCGGCCAUGGACGUCCUGCCGAGGAGCGUCGUGGACGUGUCCGUGGAGGCAGGGGAGCUCGGGCGCUUGGUCGCCGAUCAGGCGUGGCGCGCGGUGGUGCGGCCUGACGCCGCCGACGAAUUAGCCCUGCGGAGCGUGCGUUCUAUCAUGGAUCAGUUCAGGAAAGGCGUCGCGCCGGAUGCCGAGGAUGUGGUGCGGGUGCUACGACGGAUCGGGGUCCAGACCUGGUCCCAGUGCUCGGAGGAGGUCGCGUUCCUGGAUGGCGAGCUGGCCGCGCGCUCCGACGACGGCGACGAGAACAGCAGCGAAGUGGUGCUCAUCAACGGCUUGAUGGCGUUCCUGGUGUACUGCCGCGUGGUGCUGUUCGAUCGCAUUGACUCGAAGCAGGCGGAUGCGGUGCGGCCGGCGACGUGCCCAGAUUGGAUCAGACCGGAGGCGCUGCAGUGCCCGAUCACGCUGGAGCUCAUGACCGACCCGGUGACGGUGUCCACGGGCCAGACGUACGACCGCGCGUCCAUCAGCCGGUGGAUGAAGGCCGGGUGCCGCACGUGCCCGGUCACCGGCGAGAGGCUCCGCACCGCCGACCUCGUCCCGAACGCCGCGCUGUGCGGGAUCAUCGAGGCGAUGCUUCUCAGCAACGGUGUCUCGCUUCCAGAGGCGAGCUCCACCAGGCAUCACCACGGCGACGUUGGCGGCUCCGCGGCGCCGUUCAGCGCGGCCGCCGCUGGCGCCGCGCGGCUCGCCGUCGCUCACAUCGUCGCGCAGUUCUCGACGGGGUCGACGGAGGAGCGGAGGAAGGCCACGUGCGAGGCACGGAAGCUCUCCAAGCACAGCCUGUUCUACCGGGCGCGCUUCGUCGAGGCCAACGCCGUGCCGUGGCUGCUGUGCCUCCUCUCCAUCAUGGACGCGUCCGUGCAGGACAAUGCGGUGGCGUCCCUCCUCAGCCUCUCCAAGCACCCCGGUGGCCGGGAGGCGCUCGUCGAGGCCGGAGGCAUCGGCCUCGUGGUCGACGUCGUCAACGUCGGCGCCAAGGCCGAGACGCAGCAGAACGCCGUGGCCAUCCUGUUCUACCUCUCGUCCAACGCCGAGUACGCCGAGGAGAUCGGCCGCUUCCCGGAGGCCAUACCGACGCUCGUGCGGCUCAUCCGGGAGGGCGCGCAGCGCGGCCGGAAGAACGCCAUGGUCAGCCUCUACGGGCUACUUCAGUCCCCGAGCAACCACGCAAAGGCCGUCGCCGCCGGCGCCGUGGCAGCCCUCGCGGGACUCCUUUCCAGCGACCGCGACGGUGACCUCGCCAGCGACACCGUUUCGGUGCUGGCGAGGAUCGCCGAGCAGCCGGCGGGCGCGCUGGCCGUGCUCUCGAGCGCGGGGCUAGUGGCGCGCCUCGUCGAGUUCCUCGCCGCGUCCGCGUCUCGGUCCGGGAAGGACCACUGCGUAGGGCUGCUCGUCUUGCUGUGCCGGCACGGCGGCGAAAAGGUUGUCGCGCUGCUGGGAGGCAUGCGGGGGCUGAUGGGGUCGCUGCACUCGCUCGUCGCCGACGGCAGCCCGACCACGAGCAAGAAGGCGCGGUCGCUGAUCAACGUCAUCCACCGGCAUUUCGAAAUGAGCAGGCCGUCGUCAUUGCCGGCGCCGGUGCCGGACGCCGGCCGUGAACGGAUCGUUCGCGUUGUGCAAUAGCGCGCGACGAGACCUCUCCUAGGUAAGCGAACUACAUAGUACAGCGUGAUGGAUACGUGACCAUUUUUUGCCUCUAUCUUAGCUCGAGUUUUAGAAGAGCUGAGGUUGAAUUUUGCUCCCUUUUCCCCAUUCCUUUUGUUAUACGCCGCUAUUGCUAUCCACGUGCAUACGCAGAUUGGAGUUGCUGUUUUGUAACGCAGUUGUUGUACAUAUCUGUGACACAUCGGCUUUUCUAUUCACUGUGAUGAUUUCAA
Molecule: messenger RNA, 2425 nt
Organism: Lolium perenne
Lineage: Eukaryota; Viridiplantae; Streptophyta; Magnoliopsida; Poales; Poaceae
Product: U-box domain-containing protein 18-like
Biological process (GO): protein ubiquitination
Molecular function (GO): ubiquitin-protein transferase activity; protein binding
Source: RefSeq, a predicted model, not a curated record